AUGGCAGAUAACAGUCUCUCCUCAACAACGCUUUGGCAAAAUCGGAAAUGCCUAUUCCUCUGCUGUCUCGUUUCCAUGGCCAACAUGCAGUACGGCUUCGACCUUGCUGCAGUAGGAUCACUGCAGGCAAUGCCGGGGUUUCUCAAAAUAUUCGGGUAUCCAGAUCCGGGAAGCGACACUGGAUAUGCAAUUGACAGCACCGUCCAACAACUCAUCACUUCCCUCCUGACCCUAGGCUCCUUCGUCUCCUCUCUCGUAGCAGGCGUCUUCUCUACCUACCUGGGUCGCAAAUAUGCCCUGUGGCUCGCCUGCAUCGUCAACGCCAUCGCCUGCGGGAUCCAAAUCGGCACGUCAACCGCAGGAGUACUCUAUCUAGGCCGAUUGCUCCUGGGCUUCGCAAACGGGUUCCUAGUUACAUUCUCAAAUAUUUAUACCGCCGAGGUAUCCCCCGCACAUAUGCGAGGCGUAAUGGUUGCGCUGUUCGCGUACUGGGUAAAUAUCGGGAGUAUCAUGGGUGCGGUGGUUGAUAAAAAGACCAAGGAGAGAUUGGAUGAGUUAUCGUAUCGGAUCCCGUUGUCUUGUUUGUAUAUUGUGCCGACACUGCUUUUCAUUGCGUUGUUCUUUGUCCCUGAGAGUCCGCGGUGGUUGUUGCACCGGGGGAAGGAGCAGGAUGCGAGGAAAGCGCUUGAACAGCUUCGUGGAGCGAGUUAUGCGCGUCUCCUGGCUUCGGAGGGUAAUGAGAGUGGUGACGAAGGAAGUGUCGUGCCGACUUUGUUGGAGGUUGAGUGGGUGGAGAUGAUCAAGGGGGUUGAAGAGGAGAAGCGUGAGCAGGGGAGUGUUUCUGCGUUGGACAUGUUCCGAGGUCCCGAUCUCCGCCGAACGCUGCUCUGCUAUGGCAUGAUUGGCUGCCAGACUGCCUCGGGCGUCUGGUUCCUCAUCGGUUACCAGACAUACUUCUUCACCGUCUGCGGUAUAGUCAAGGCCUUUGAGUUUUCUAUAAUGAACACCUGUUUUGGCUUCCUUGGCGUCAACGUUGGUAUGUACGCCAUCAGCCAGCUUCUCGGUCGACGGUCCAUCCUGAUCCUGGGUGCCAUCGCCUGUGGUUUGUGUCAGCUAGCCAGCGCCAUUGCGGCCUCCCUUAGCCCAGACACGUUACCCCCAGGUCAGACCCUGGUAGCGUUCACCGCGCUGUUCAUGUUCUUCUAUAACGGCUGCGUAGGCGCGGCAAGUUACCCCGUCGCAACGGAGUUGGUGAGUUCGAGGUUGAGAGCGUGGACGGUGGGCACAGCGACGUCGUUGGGAUACUUGUUGGCGUGGUUGGUGAAUUUCUGUACCCCGUAUUUUAUUAAUCCGGAGCAUUUGAACUGGGGGGCCCGAUACGGCUAUAUCUGGGCAGCAUCGAACCUCUGCUGCGUAGGAUUCUUCUACUUCUUCAUGCCGGAGAUGAAGGGCCGAUCGCUAGAAGAAUUAGAUGAGAUAUUCGCAGCGCGUGUCCCGGCACGCAAGUUCAAGUCGUAUCAGACUGUGAUUCGGGUUGCGGCGAGAAUUGAUGCGGCCAAUGCUAAAGGCGCGAGUCAGCACAUUGAGAAACACUAG
Messenger RNA from Penicillium brasilianum, 1596 nucleotides. Lineage: Eukaryota; Fungi; Ascomycota; Eurotiomycetes; Eurotiales; Aspergillaceae. The record is from the annotation of a GenBank genome assembly.